Messenger RNA from Aspergillus luchuensis, 303 nucleotides. RefSeq lists its product as uncharacterized. The coding region runs from base 1 to 303 and encodes 100 amino acids. NCBI's taxonomy places the organism in Eukaryota, Fungi, Ascomycota, Eurotiomycetes, Eurotiales, Aspergillaceae. The transcript has a single exon. The record is from RefSeq and is a predicted model, not a curated record.
AUGGGAAGAGAUUGGGUGGAUGGAGGCACGAGAGGAAACAAUGGCAGAGCGCAUCGCUGUGUCGGCUGGAGUCGGUUCCGGGCACCAGAUGGCAAGGUAGUCAGUCUGGCGCAAGAAUGCGGCAUAAGCAACCAGCGCGUCGUCAGCUGUGCACUAAAGACCAUGCGACCCAUCAGAUUGGAUGCGAAAUGCUGGAACGACCGUUAUGGCCCGCACUAUGACAUAUCGUGGACCCUAGCCUAUACAUACUUAGCAAGGCUGGAGUCAAGAAAAGAGGCAUGGAUCGCCUCAUGGGGCAAAUAG